Messenger RNA from Podospora anserina S mat+, 2580 nucleotides. RefSeq lists its product as uncharacterized. The record is from RefSeq and is a predicted model, not a curated record. Bases 1 to 2580 code for a protein of 859 amino acids. The transcript has 2 exons. Gene Ontology annotation, molecular function: protein binding. NCBI's taxonomy places the organism in Eukaryota, Fungi, Ascomycota, Sordariomycetes, Sordariales, Podosporaceae.
AUGCGGGAAGAGGGCAGCCGAGCCGGUAGCCCGGCGCUGAGAUUGGCCUGCGAAAAUGGGCAACUUGAGAUUGUUGAAGCUUGUUUGUCAUGGCUAAAGGAUCCUGAGGAUGCCUACCGGACCCUUGACUGGGCAUUGACAAGGCGCGGCAACGUCUGUGUGGUGCAACGGCUUCUCCAGCAUCCAGGUAUCGACGUCAACAAAAUCAUUCGAGGCAAUACGCUGCUCAUCAAGGCAUGCUGGUUUCAUGAUGUGGACUGCAUGCAAAUGUUGCUUUGCGCUGGAGCAGAUGUCAACAUCCUUGGAUGUGGGGGUGACUUUGAGGACAAUGGCACAAAUCCGAAUACAGAAAGACAUCCCCUGUCGCAAUGGGUACAAUGGGGGGAUGCCGAUGUCACGGCCUUGGAAGUCUACUGCUGCAGGCAGCCAGAUCGCCGUCCAGAGAAGCUGGCUUCUAAAGCUCAACUGGAGCUCAAGCAGGGCCUUGACUUGCUCAUUGGAGGUGGAGCCGACCUCCACCGCCGCAACAAGAGAGGUUUUGCCCCUAUCGACAUUGCAGCAAACCACCCGACCGCGCUACGACUUCUGAUCGAGGCAGGCGCUGAUUUCCAUCACGAGAGUUCGGAUGGAAGUACGUUGCUGCACGUACCCAGAACCGGGGAGGACGGCUGGGAGCUUACCAAAUUCCUUGUUGGAAAAGGCUUGAGCGUUGACAAGCCAAGAUCAGACGGGCGAACACCAUUUCAUCUUUACAUGAAAGAAUAUCUGAAAAGAUACAGCUGUGACCGUGCAGCUGGAUAUCGGGAUGCUGUCCGGUUCGUGGAGGAGCUAGGCCCUGACUGUUCGAAUUACGCCGGAGAAUCGUUGAUCCAUAUGGUGUCGGCCGAGAACAUCGAAGCGAUCCGAUUUCUGAUUGAGAAGGGUGUCGAUCUCGAGACUCAAGAUUACGAGGGCAAAACACUGUACAUGCGAGCUGUGACUCAGGUAUACAAUACCAAAACCCUGGAUCGGCUUCAAGCGAUGGGCGCCAUGGUGAAGACGCGGGAUUUCAAGGGCCGCACAGUCCUACACGGGGCGAUCAAGGGCCACCGAACCGGCAAACUUGACAUGAUGGCGAAACGGCAACCGCUGGCCUACCUUGUCGAAGAUCUUCAACUGGACCCCAACGUCACUGACAAUGAGGGCAAUAGCCUUCUCCAUGAGCUUGCGAGUUGCGACACAGAUCAGUACAAUCUUUAUGGGGCAUUGCUUGAAUAUGGGGUGGACAAUGAUGCGCGCAACGAGGCCGGUCAGACCCCAUUACAUAUCGUCUGUCAAAGGUGGGAUGACGGCCACCUGAACUUUAGGGCGUGGGGUGGAUUUGAGCAGCAAUUACUCUCCAGAUCUCUCAAACACUGCAAACACCAAGUCAAUGCUGAGGACAACCAUGGAGUCAGACCCAUCCACUUGGCGGCCGACAAGUCGGAAUUUUUGGUCCAGCAACUUUUGGCCCUGGGAGCGACGAUCUUGGUAAGGACACAUGACUGGAUGACACCCUUACAUAUAGCCGCCAAAGAACACCAAAGUAAUGUUGUUGCGAUGCUGCUUUCUGCCGCUACAACCGGCAACUAUGGGAAUCCAAAAGAGCUUCUUGAAACCAAGGGCAAACCUAAAACGUAUACCGUCGGCAGAAGAUGGACGGGACGACGAACGGGAAAGGAGCUAGGGCAUACUGCUCUUUAUUAUGGUGUGCAGUCUGGACGCCCAGAGACCGUUUCGUUUCUUUUGGGGGCUGGCGCCGAGGUGAAGUGGCAAUCCGCCAAACUUUUGCAGGCCUGCGCCAACUUUGAAGAAGAAAACCGCAAGCUACCCCCGCACCGCAGGUCUGGCACCAGGUUGAACGAGAUUUUGGACAUGCUUGUCACUUCAGGACUUGACCUCUCAGCACGCGCCAGCAGGAACAUGAACUCAAUCACGCCACCGCUGCAGUUUGAUCUAGCUGUUCACCGAGCGCUGGACGCCGGGCUCGAUCACACCGUUUCGUGUCUCUUGCAACAUCAGCAGCCAUCGUCACAAUCGUCAGUCUCUUUGGUGUUUGCGCGGAAGUGGUUUGAGAGGCGGAAGGAAUCUGGAGCCUCCGUCUUUCGAGAGACGAGCAACUUGUUGAGCACGGCAGCGGGAGACGCUCAAGCCAUCCACGCCCUGGUCAAAAAGCUUCUCCUGGCGCGCGAGUUCGAGGUGGUUGAGUACAUGUGCACCGUUCCACAGCAGGGCGCAGAUGACCCAUUGGUUGCAAUCGACGACAAGGGGAAAACAAUUUUGCACCUCCUGGUAAACAACGGAUAUGCAGCCUUGCUCGAGCGCAUCUCGAGAGCAAGGGGGCAGCAUGACAAUCCACUAGAAAGUCUGCAAGCUCUUGUGAGUCGACAGGAAAAGGAAGGCGCCAUUUUCCCGCUGGUGCUCGCUGCUUGUCACCGGACGCUUCCCAAUAUGGCCGUCCUCCGUGUAUUGGUCGAGGUGGUGAAAGUGUCAAUCAACGAUCCCCAGCGGUUUAGGGAACAUGCACGUCCGUAUUUCAGGCCUGAGUGGCGUUAUCAUUAG